This is a messenger RNA of Bradysia coprophila, 952 nucleotides long. It is a transcript of the gene bic, whose product is annotated as bicaudal. Lineage: Eukaryota; Metazoa; Arthropoda; Insecta; Diptera; Sciaridae. The record is from RefSeq and is a predicted model, not a curated record.
UUGCAAUCUGAAAAGGUUUUUUUGGAUAUCUGUGCGACUUUGAUUCACACAAAAGAACGCAGUACCUAUUUCAGUGAAGAAAAAAAAGUCAUUUCAUUCGAUUUGAUAGCCAUACUCUGAUUUGUACGAACGUUCGGUCGUACGGAGUGAAAACAAAUUGAUUGAAUUUGUAAACGAAGAAUUGAGCAAAGUGCAUAAAACAUUUCAAAAUGGUGAAUUCGCGAUAAGUUUUAUGCAAAUUGCAGCACGUGUUAGAAAUCAAUUUUCCUGCAUAAAAUAAGAAAAUAAUUACUAUAAAAGCAGUGCUAAGAGUGUGCUAAAAUGAACGCCGAAAAAUUAAAGAAACUUCAGGAACAAGUUCGAAUUGGUGGAAAGGGAUCUGCUCGCAGAAAGAAGAAGGUCGUUCAUAGCACGCCGGCAACCGACGACAAAAAACUCCAGUCAUCUCUGAAGAAACUGUCCGUCAAUACCAUACCGGGCAUUGAGGAGGUGAACAUCAUCAAGAACGAUGGCAGCGUCAUCCACUUCAACAAUCCAAAGACUCAAGCAUCACUAUCCACCAAUACAUUUGCCAUCACUGGUCAUGGCGAAAAUAAACAAAUCUCGGAAAUGUUGCCCGGCAUUUUGACGCAAUUGGGACCGGAGGGAUUGAUGCAAUUAAAGAAAAUUGCCAGUGAUAUGAUGUCGACGAAAAAAAUGCCAGACGAUGAUGAUGUACCCGAUUUGGUUGAAAAUUUCGACGAGGUUGCGAUCAAUGAUAAGAAAGCGGAGGAUGUGGUUACGGUAAACGAAAAUGCGGUCGAUUGAAAAGGAAUUCUCAUAAUUCAUUCUUUCAAUUAAUGGGAAGACAGAAAACUGUUUAAAUUCUUGAUAAGGUCUUGAAAUUAAACACUUAAAUAGAAUUUUAUUUGUAAUAAAAAAUCAAAUUGAAAAAUCUCAAUGAUAUGAUGAA